AUGCCUGAAGCUCAUCCAGCCUUCGUCAAUGCGGGGAAGAAACAAGGUUUAGAAGUUUGGAGGGUUGAAGACUUCGAACCGGUUCCAGUGCCUCCGAACCAACAUGGAAAUUUUUACUCCGGUGAUUCUUACAUCGUACUCAAGACGACAGGUUCAAACCAUUUCACCUGGGAUAUCCACUUCUGGUUGGGCUCAAAAACGAGCAUGGACGAAGCUGGAGCGGCCGCCAUCCUGUCUGUCAACUUAGAUGAUGAACAGUUUAACGGGGACGCGGUUCAACAUCGAGAGACGCAGGGCCACGAGUCCAGACAAUUCCUCAGUUAUUUCGAACCAGCUAUCAGAUAUAUGGAUGGUGGCCACGCGUCAGGCUUCAGCCAUGUGACGGUCAACGCUGGGACUGAGAAGAGGCUGUUCCAGAUCAAGGGCAAGAGGAAUGUUCGAGUGAAGCAGGUGGAAGCCUCAGUGAACUCGAUGAACAAAGGCGACUGCUUCAUCUUGGACGUCAAUCACGACAUAUUUGUGUACGUCGGCGAUGGUUCCAAGAGCGUGGAGCGUCUCAAGGCCAUCACUGUCGCCAACCAGAUUAAGGACCAGGAUCACAACGGUCGAGGCAAUAUUGAGAUCAUAGAUCCCUACUCAAACGAGGGUGAUUUGGGCAAAUUCUUCGAGGCUCUCGGAUCCGGAGAUCAAGAUUCAGUGCCGGAAGCCACUGAUGGUGGUGAUGAUGAAGAGUUUGAACGCGGCUCAACCCAAGAAGUAACCUUAAGUGAGAUCUCAGACAAGACUGGUCAGAUCGAAAUAAAGAAGAUCGCCGGCCCGUUGAAGCAGGAACUUUUGGAUUCACAGGAAUGCUAUAUCUUGGACACUGGAAGCAGUAUCUAUGUCUGGGUUGGAAAGAAAUCCAAUGGCAAGGAAAAGUCCGUUGCGAUGGACAAAGCGAAACAGUACUUAAAGGCCAACAACUAUCCAGCUUGGGUACACAUUUCAAAAGUGACAGAAGGUGCGGAGCCCGCUGCGUUCAAACAGUACUUCGAAGACUGGAACUAA
Molecule: messenger RNA, 1047 nt
Organism: Parnassius mnemosyne (clouded apollo)
Lineage: Eukaryota; Metazoa; Arthropoda; Insecta; Lepidoptera; Papilionidae
Source: the annotation of a GenBank genome assembly